AUGAACGCGACCUUGUCUCCCACCCAGCAAUCACCCAAGGUGCGACGGAAGCCGUCCGCUAGGCGCCCCCGGACAUUUUCACACCUUCCUCCUUACCAACAAACUCAAGAGACGCACGACGCAGCACUCAACGCUAUACGUGCAUUUCUGAGGGGUCGGAUAUCCUACGAUGCAUUUCCUGUCAGCUUCAGGAUCAUCGUCCUUGACACCAAGUUGGAAGUAAAGAAGGCACUCCAGUGCCUGCUGAACAACGGCGUUGUCUCCGCCCCGUUAUGGAAUAGCGAGAAGUCGUGUUUCGCCGGUAUGCUCACCGUAUCGGACAUUAUACACCUGAUACAAUAUUACUGGAAUACUUCCGACUACGCCAAUGUGGCUGCGGAUGUGGAGAGCUUCCGUCUGGAGUCCUUGCGAGAGAUAGAAAAGAGUUUAGGGGUUGCAACUCCUCCUUUACUACACGACCAUCCUUCAAGCACUCUUUAUAACGCUGCCAAGCUUCUCAUCCAGACCCAUGCACGCCGUUUACCUCUUCUGGACAAGGACUCAGAAACGGGCCACGAAGUUAUCGUCUCGGUGCUCACUCAGUAUCGAUUACUCAAGUUCAUUUCCAUCAACUGCAGCAAAGAGAUUUCGCAACUGUACAUGGGUCUCAAGAAACUGGGCAUCGGCACGUAUGCUCAAGUGACUCCUUCGAAGCCGGAAACUAUGGACGGCUCGAAGGAGCCGUAUUGGCCUAUUGCAACGGCCUCUCUGACAUCGUCCGUGUUCAACGUGGUCCAUAUGUUCUCUCAGCGAGGUAUUUCAGCCGUGCCCAUCAUUGACGAGGAUGGAAUCGUCGUCAAUCUGUACGAGACUGUGGAUGUCAUUACACUAGUCCGUCUUGGCGUGUAUCAGUCGCUCGAUCUUCGAAUAUCCGAGGCCUUGAAGCAGCGAUCUGCGGAUUUCCCUGGAGUAGUCAUAUGCACUGCAUCUGAUUCAUUGGGUACCCUCCUACAACUGAUCAAGAAGCGACGUGUUCAUCGAUUGGUAGUCGUUGAGGGCGAGGAAAAGAAAGGCGGUCGACGAGGUCGCUUGCUGGGGGUUAUAACCCUGAGCGACGUCCUUCGAUAUGUCAUCGGUGAAGUGGGCAUAGGGCAUUCCAUUUCGCAGGCCCAAGACAUGGAGGCCCCCAUGGACGAUGAUGCUACACCUCACGUGGAACAGUCCAAAGUGCUUUCGGAGCAAAGAGAGUCGGGAGAAUCAAACCGGGCACGCGAGGUUGAACCUAUCCCAGAAGCAGAAACGGAAGCUGCGCAGGAGGGCGAUGGUCACCGACCUUCUGCUCCCGAUGCAUCAUUCGGGCAUGCCACUGCAGAGUUUACCGCGGAUACCCCUGCCAGUCUCGACGCGUCCCCACCAGGUACCUCUGAAGAAAACCAGCCUUCGUAG
Messenger RNA from Punctularia strigosozonata HHB-11173 SS5, 1425 nucleotides. RefSeq names its product CBS-domain-containing protein. The transcript has 6 exons. Bases 1 to 1425 code for a protein of 474 amino acids. NCBI's taxonomy places the organism in Eukaryota, Fungi, Basidiomycota, Agaricomycetes, Corticiales, Punctulariaceae. The record is from RefSeq and is a predicted model, not a curated record.